CACACAUCCUGUGAUCCAUGACCUUGCCAGCGCUGUACGCCGUGGCUGCCGUUAUCGUCGCCAUCAUUGUUGGCAUGUAUGUAGCUUGGAAGAAGUCCCAGUUCCUGUGGCCGUAUGUGUAUGUCACUUGCAGCGCGACAUUAACCACAGUGCUCGUCCAAGUCUGCACUACCCAUACCCUCGCACUGAUCUCAAUGUCGGCAGUGAUCACGAUCGGACUUGUCGUGACGUUCAGUGCGUGCGAGAGCCGCGUUGUGGUGCUCGUGUCUGCUUUGGUGGUUGUGGGAACCACCAUCGGCCCGACGUUGCCAGCGUUGGAGGUAUUCAUUCCGCUGGCUAUCGCCGGAACUCUCGUGAUCGUUGGCAGUACAGUGCUCACGACGACGCAUACCUCUGUGGGGCGGUUCUUUGUCGGGGCUGCCGCCCCCAUCGGAGUCAUCGACGCCCUGUAUGCACUAAUUUGGCAGGGCCAUCCGUCGCUUCUGGUCGCGUUUGCAGCCAGCGAUAUGACCCCCACUGACCUGGGGGUGGGCCUAGUCACGGUGGUCUUAGCUGCCAUCAGCGGCUUGGUGGUGCUGCGGCGAGUCUGUUGCCUGGACGUGGUGCCAGCGGUCACUGGCGGGUUUCUGGCGUCGCUAGCAGGCACAUCGUUCGUGUGGACGUUGCUCGACAUGUCUGUGCAAACGUUUGCCAUCGCACGGGCUCUAGGUGGUGUGGCAGUUUGCGGGCUGGGUUGGUAUUUUGGCCCAAGAAGCUCACCACAGUCAUCCACCACGUCACCGAUCGUCGGCUUGAAAACAGCAACGACUGCCUCCACAAAUAUGUGCACUGCCAGAGUCGUGUUGGCACCACCCACGCAAUACGCACUAAAUACCCCCACUGGUGACUUUGCACGGGAUCGCACCAACGUAGUCUAAGUCAUGAAGUAGUAGUUAGUUGUUAAUGAUCAAAAUAAUUUAGUUGCCCUGGUGGCUU
Molecule: messenger RNA, 975 nt
Organism: Aphanomyces astaci
Lineage: Eukaryota; Oomycota; Saprolegniomycetes; Saprolegniales; Verrucalvaceae
Exons: 1
Coding region: 18-917 (299 amino acids)
Source: RefSeq, a predicted model, not a curated record